Molecule: messenger RNA, 4185 nt
Organism: Oryzias latipes (Japanese medaka)
Lineage: Eukaryota; Metazoa; Chordata; Actinopteri; Beloniformes; Adrianichthyidae
Gene: stim1a
Product: stromal interaction molecule 1a
Biological process (GO): activation of store-operated calcium channel activity; intracellular calcium ion homeostasis; store-operated calcium entry
Cellular component (GO): endoplasmic reticulum; plasma membrane
Molecular function (GO): calcium ion binding; calcium channel regulator activity
Source: RefSeq, a predicted model, not a curated record
CUCGCUGCGGCUUUUUCGGUUGGAUCUGCUGGUCGGCUGUUGGGACUUCGUACGGUAGGUGGAGUUCGCUUUGCUUUCUGCUCCGCGGGACCAGGCUUCUGCUGCGAUGUUGAAUCGGAGCUGAAAUAACAUACUUCCUGACUUGGAUACAUCAAAGGCAUGGAGCUCCACAAAUCUGUGACCUUGUGGGUGUUUUUUUUGUGCUUGAUUGGAGAAAGCAGGACUGAAAAACAAGUGGACGGUCAGACAUCUGAUAAUGGUUUGUCAGAUUUUUGCCGCUUCGACGAGCUGCUGUGCAAAGACGAAAAUGCUCGCCUAAGCUUCGAGGCCAUCCGCAGCAUUCAUAAGCAGAUGGAUGAUGACGCUAACGGCAACGUAGACAUAGUGGAGACAGACGGCUUCCUCAGAGAGGAUCUGAACUACCAUGACCCCAAGGCGAAGCACAACACCUUCCAUGGUGAUGACCAGUUCAUCAGUGUAGAAGACCUGUGGAAUGCAUGGAAAGGUUCUGAAGUGUAUAACUGGACAGUGGAUGAAAUGGUGAAAUGGCUCAUCACUUGCGUGGAACUACCACAAUAUGUGGAUGCAUUUCGGAAGAUGAAUUUUAAUGGAAGUACCAUGCCAAGGCUUGCUGUAAAAAACACCACCCUGACACUGUCUAUUCUGAAGAUUUUGGAUCGCAGCCAUGUCCAAAAAUUACAGCUAAAAGCCUUAGACACCGUGCUUUUUGGAGCGCCCUUGAUGAACAGGCACAACCACUUGAAGGACUUCAUGCUGGUUGUGUCAAUAGUAAUUGGAAUGGGAGGCUGCUGGUUUGCCUACAUACAGAACCGCUACUCAAAAGACCACAUGAAGAAGAUGAUGAAAGAUCUGGAGGGCCUGCAGAGAGCUGAGCAGAGUUUGCAUGACCUACAGCAGAAGCUGCAGAUUGCACAAGAGGAGCAUCGGACAGUCGAAGUGGAGAAGGUAAACCUGGAACAAAAGCUGAGGGAUGAGAUAAACGCUGCUAAGCAGGAGGCUUCACGACUGAGGGAACUGAGAGAAGGGACCGUAAAUGAGUUGAGUCGCCAAAAGUAUGCGGAGGAGGAGCUCGAACAGGUGCGUAUGGCCCUGAAAAAGGCAGAGAAGGAGCUGGAGUCCCGCUGUAGCUGGUCACCACCCGAGUCUCUCCAAAAGUGGCUGCAGCUCACCCAUGAGGUGGAGGUGCAGUACUACAACAUCAAGAAGCAAAGUGCAGAACGGCAGCUUCUCAUGGCCAAAGAAGGGGCAGAGAAGAUAAAGAAAAAGAGGAACACUCUCUUCGGGACCUUCCACGUGGCUCAUAGCUCUUCACUGGAUGACGUGGACCACAAAAUCUUGGCAGCAAAACAAUCCCUUGGUGAAGUGACAGCCGCUCUGCGAGAGAGGCUGCAGCGCUGGCACCAGAUAGAGUUCCUGACGGGCUUCGCCAUCGUCAACAACCCCGGGCUUUCUUCGCUGAUCGCGGCCCUCAACCUUGAUCCCACCUUUAUGGGCGGCAGGGCCACACCUCAGCACUUCCCCAUGUCCGACGACAUGGAUGAGCUGGAUGAUUGCGUCAUGCCUGGAAUUCUACAAUAUGGCGGCCAACAUCUGGAGCGGCGAGCCAGUGACUUGUGGUCCACUGCUUCAGACUGUACCUACAUAAGGAAAUAUCGUGCUCCCAGUAUGGUGUCUCUGCGGAAACCCCACAUUGAUCCCCAGCUGGCCGCGGGCUCCCAAAGAGACCUAAAUCGCUCCGACUCCGAUUCCUCACUUUCCCUCUCCCAUUUUGGUGAACGGUUGUCCUCCGCCAGUUCCAGAGGCCACCACGUCAAACCCGUUUCUUUCAUGCACGGCCAUGCAGACGACACUGUGUCACUGCACUCCUUGAGUCACAACGGAGGAAACCGCAUUCUGGAGGAAGCCGCCAAAGAGACACUCUGCGACAGUCCAAUUCUCAUGAAGAAAUUUUACGACAUGGAGGAGUCGCCCAGCCUGGGGGACAUUCACAGCUUUUCAGAGUCGUCCCGCUCUUUCAGUCCUAACUCUACCGAUCCUGAUACACCAUCGCCAUCAGGAGGGCAGAUCGGGAUCAUAGGGGCCAAAGGCAGCACCCGCAUCCCACAGUUAUCCUCCAAGAAGAGUCCUCUGGAGGAGGACAGCGCCUCAACGGGAGAUGACACAGAUUCCAAUGCUAGUCGCAAGAAACUCCCCUUCAAGAUCUUUAAGAAACCAAGAAAUAAGAACUAAACUCUAUGAACUAAGGGAUGUCAGAGCUGCUUGACUGUAUUUCCUGUCUAGUCUGUUGGUGUCUUGAAGUCUCGGACGUCAGUUUUGGUCAAAUGGUGGCACACAUUGUUACCAUUGCGUUCAGUUGUAGGUUACACCUGCUUUGUGGGAGCAACCAGCUGUUCUUCUCGAGCUGCUUAUGGGGGUUAUUGUUGAGUUUGAGGACAGGGAGCAGAACUGUACAUUUGAAUGAAUGUAAAGUAUUAUUUAUUCCUGCAGAUUCCAGUCUGAACAGUUUUCCCUCCGUUUUUUCUUUCUCAUUCUGAAAGCUAUAGCAAUUUUUUGCAUGUCUUUCACUUUGGUUUGACUGCUAUGCCAAUGCUCGUGGUGUUUUGUUUUUUCGUUGUUUUUUUUGGUCGAUAACCUGCUUAGAAAAACACUUGAUGUUACUUUAAUGUGUACUACCUAUUCUACAAAACCGAACUGUACGUGUACUUCCCGCUUUCCCCCUUCCUUUUUUUCUUCUUUGAUGGGUACAAGUUUAUGUUUCUUUGUGUUUGCAAAAAAAACAAAAAUUCAGGGGAACUUUAAACAGAGCAGUGAUGGUUAAACACACACACACACACACACACACACUUAACUGUAAAAGUAUUAUUUCAAUAUUGGCUUUUUAGCAUAUCGGUAAUCUAAAAAGCACACCAUUUUGUAAAGAUGAAAGCAGAACAAUCAAACAGAAGAUUUCCUUUUUUUAUUCUACGAUUUUAAUUGUUUUUUAUUUCAUUAGCUAUUUUUACAUUUACCAACUGCAUUGAAUGAUGUACAACUCUUAUGUAAAAAGGUACAUUUGAAAUAAUGGAUAUGGAAAUGGAUAAAUAAGUAAUCAAGGAUGUCCUUUUAUUACUAAAAGAAAAAAGAGAGAUAAUGACAUAGUUUUUGUUUUAUUAUCCCCCCACAUUUUUCAGUUUGUGCAAAAUGUUGAAAGUCAAAUUAGCCUCUUCUCUCCCUUGUGUAGCUGUUUGCGCUUUACUUUUAAGUCAUAGGUGGGUAUUAAAAGCUGCACAGCAGGUUGUCGGUAAGGGCUACAGUUACAGAGAAAAUCUUUUGUGCAAGUUAGAACUAUUCAAGUUUAAACCACUUCAGUUUUCUUAGAAGUUAGGAAAGGAAAAAAACAAUUAACAACAAAAAAAUAAAGUGCCAAAUUCCCGCCUUUGUCAGAGGCCUUUCUAUUUGUCGUGUGUCAACCCCCUUGAGCCAAUUUUAAAAAGUGCAACAUGGCCAGUACUGUAAACUUCAUUGCCGAAUGUUCUAUGGUAUUUUUUUUUUUUCCUGUAAUGGUAUCGUCAGUAAAGCUUGUUUUCAUGUGUUGCAGAUGAUUCCUAUCUUUGGGUUUCAAAAGAAAAAGGAUCUUGUGCCAGUUUUUAUUGAGUUGCUUAAUUUAAGCACAAAACUAUGCAUAUGUAGUUCUAGGCUAUGUAGUAGGGACGCCAGUACUUUUAGGGUGCUCCUGGUAAAUGAACAACCAAAAAGUGCUGCAGAAGACACAGUCGUCUCCACAUUGCAUCAUAAUGUAACAGGUGGUCAGAAUGUAACAGACAUUUAAGAAACCAGCGAAAAAAGAAAAAAAAAAGACAAGUGUCCUACUACUUUUUUUAAACUCCUUUGUACCAUAUUCGCACGACGGCUGUAACACAGUGUGUGUGUGUGUGAGAGGGCGUGAGUGACGGUCUCCUCCCGGUAUAAUGCACUGUAAUGUUGAUGCAUGUCAACUGUCCUAAUGAAACCUGUCGCGGGUUCAAAAUGGAGUUGAAGGCUCUUUGACUUUUUGCUUCUUUCCGAGCUUCUAUUUAAAGAUACAAGCAAGUAUAUUUGUACAGAGAAAGUAAUUUUGCAUCUACUGUGGUGGUUUGGACUUUAAUGGCACUCCUGCAUGAAAGCAAUAAACUAUUUUGAAUGAAA